AUGAUUAAAGAAAAGGGAAUAAAGCCGUUGUUACUGAAAGAUUACUUGUUGGAUGAUUUCAGUUCAUGUUCAUCAAAUGGGUUCAAAUCAUUUCCAAGAAGACAAUGUUGCUCUACCGUUCGAUUCCUUAUCGACAUUGACUUGAAAAACAAGAAAAAUCCACCGCCCCUUUUGAAAAACCCAUCAAAAUCUGCUUCAUCAAAGGCUCUUAAUUCAGCUUUUCAAUGCAUCAUCAACGCCGUGAAACACCUCCCAUUGGCCGCCAAGUCAUCGGCGGCGGCCCAGAAAAAGUUAAAGAAAUCAAUUCUACCCAGGAGUCUUUCUAAAAAGAUCCUCAAGAAAAGUUUUUGGAAAAGAACAAGUAGUCACCGAGAAAUCGAACGGUGGAAUUCGCUUGAUCAUUUGGUGAAGGAGAAAACAGAGCCAUUGAGUUCAGCAAGUGAUAGCAAUGACGGUAAAAGUAAAACUAACAGCUGGUCUGAUAGUGAUUUUACUGCCUCAGCCUCAGACGAUUCUUCACAGUUUUCAACUAAGGUGCCACACGACGUCGUACAUGAGAAGGUGGUGGUUGCUCUAUCAAACGACGACGUAUCUAUGGACUCAAUUACCACCAGUGAGGCCAGUGCCAGGACCAACUCUAGUCAAACAAAGGUGAGUUGUUAG
Molecule: messenger RNA, 663 nt
Organism: Fraxinus pennsylvanica
Lineage: Eukaryota; Viridiplantae; Streptophyta; Magnoliopsida; Lamiales; Oleaceae
Source: the annotation of a GenBank genome assembly